This is a messenger RNA of Amoebophrya sp. A120, 2301 nucleotides long. NCBI's taxonomy places the organism in Eukaryota, Dinophyceae, Syndiniales, Amoebophryaceae. The record is from the annotation of a GenBank genome assembly.
UACAGCUUACUACUAGACGACCGCAUAGUCUACAAUUCUACAUAAAAAAAUUGCAAACGCUUAUUUUCUCUCACUAAGUUUUAAUUUGCUUCACAAUAUAUUAAACCUCAUUACAACCCAUACCUAAUUCUUACUUGUUUUUUGCCGGGAGAACACAAUAUAACAGUAAGAUUACCAAUCUUUACCCAACCAACCUCAUCCAAAAACAACUGUUGGAAGUGGAGCCUUUGAUAUUUUCGGUGGAAAAUCGAUUCAAAACUCCUGCUUCGCCGACGGAAAAAUUUACCACCUGUCGUGAUCGGGCGAAUUCGACGGUGUGUACCAUACUCUAACGAUUACUUCUACUUUCAGAAUAACCCGCACAAGAACUUCUACCUAGUUUAGAAGAAAUCGACCCCAGCGGAAAUCGAAAUGCUUCACGCAGCGAGAAGGGGAUUGGCAGCAGGCAGGACGACUUGCUCGUCCACCAAAUUUUUUGGGGGGCGCAGCUUCCCUGCCGCUGGCGCAGCUCCGUUGAGCGGUGGAGCAAAACGGUUCUACACGAGUCACCCCAAGGAGGAGGACCCAACCCCCCUGGAUGUUAAGUAUUGGACGGGCAAGUCCGCAGUGCCGCUCGACAAGUUCAAAAUCGACGCCAGCAAGUACGACUUGCAGAAGAUUCUCUCCGCGCGGGAUGCCGAGGGAAAAGUUAUCGCGGAUCAGGCCCUGCGGGACACGCAGGUACAACUAUGCUACACUUACGAUGAAACAUUUUCACUUUUUUGUUUGAUAAGGUACACUUUUUCUGAAUACAGCAAUGCACAACGAGCACGAGGGUUGUUCUUGUGCUUGCGCGUCACAAAAUCGUUCCAAGGUGGGGCACGAGAUGAAAGAAAUAAGUACUUCUUAGCUAGAAAUAAAAUCAAGAAUCAAAGUGCUUUCGUCACUAUACGGUUUCUACAACAAGGCCCACGAUCAUAUCUCUAUUGCACACCACAAAAUAAAACUGCAGCUCCUGCAGCAGCACAUGGCUGAGAUUUUCCAAAACGUCGGCGCGGUGCAGCUGGUGAAGACGGGACUGCACGAGUUCGAGAAGAUGCAGGCCAUUGUGAGCCUGUUGUUCCCGGAAAAGACCGACUACGAAGGCGGCGCGAACCUGCGCGUCGAGAUCGAGCCGAAUGUCUACGACACCGGGGCGCCGAAGGAGGCCGACUUGCAGUACCACCACGAGAUGGCCUACAUCGACGCAUCCGUCAAGUGGCUCGCUUUCGGUGCGCUGCACGCCACCAACAACCCUCUGAAGGUACUUGAUUAUACUACACAUAGCAGCUGUUCAUCAAAUCAUCAAUUGGAUCGUGUUUUGUUGAAAAACGAGGAGGUCUCAGUUUUUAUCAACUGCUGCAUGAGCAUGAAAUGGAUCAUGGAAGGUGUAGAAAUGUUUUUGUCUGCAACGACAAUCAAUAGGCAUGUUGAUACGAUGAUCACACAGGGUGCCACCUACAUUUCCGAGAACAUCGGCGCGACGGAGCGCAUUUUGGAGACCUCGUUCGGGCAGAAGCUGAAGGACAAGGGCUGCUGCUACGUUCGCAAGCUGCCGGACCAGAAGUUCUUCACGGACAACAACCUGGACAGCUCGAUCGUGUACAACUUCUGGCAGACCUCCACAGGUGUGGAGGACAUGGACCAGGCGGCGGAAAUCAUGCGCGGCAAGGGCCUGGAGGUCGAGUGGGAAAAUUCCCCGCUCUUCGGCCGCUACAUGGUACUUAGAAACAAUUUCGCAACAUGUUUCAUCGAGUUUUGAUUGUCUUUCGUCCAGAAAAAGAGUGUACUAGGUCUAGUACCAGCUUCUAAUUAUGUGCUGGGACUUAACAUCUUGUUAAGAUGAGGUACUAGAAAUAAAUCAUUUACUAGAAUCCGAUUUUCAUUUUUGUCCGCGUCCAGGUGACCAAGUACUACGUGGACACGUUUGAGUACGAUCCGUUCAACGACAAGAACACGCUGUAUGCGUCGGUUGCCGACGACUACGCGUGGUUCGAUUCCUGGCCCGGGGUGAAGGAGUUGCCCCACUGGGAACGGCCGCUGAAGUUGACCUUCGGGGACGGCGAGGUGAUGACCCGCGACGAGAAGCAGCUGUGGGUGGACUGCUACGACCAGAAUGGGAUCCCGCUCCUGUGGGAAAAGGGCGACAUUGGCAUCAUCUGCAACUACCGCACGGCGCACGGCCGCCCCCAGUACGCCUUGUCCAAGGGCGAGAAGCGGGAGCUCGGCGUCAUGCUCGGGGAAACCUUCAAGCGUCAGGGGGAACUCGACGGAAAAUGGUAA